Xylaria bambusicola is the source of this 1672-nucleotide messenger RNA. RefSeq lists its product as uncharacterized. NCBI's taxonomy places the organism in Eukaryota, Fungi, Ascomycota, Sordariomycetes, Xylariales, Xylariaceae. The coding region runs from base 213 to 1493 and encodes 426 amino acids. Gene Ontology annotation, molecular function: DNA-binding transcription factor activity, RNA polymerase II-specific; RNA polymerase II cis-regulatory region sequence-specific DNA binding. The record is from RefSeq and is a predicted model, not a curated record. Gene Ontology annotation, biological process: regulation of DNA-templated transcription. Gene Ontology annotation, cellular component: nucleus. The transcript is spliced from 5 exons.
CUGACGUUUCUUGACCCCCCCCCCGGCUACAUAGCCAGCCUCGCAGGUCAAACAAGGAAAGUAUAGCAGGCAUUUCCGCUUUCACUUUGUGUACCGACCUGCCACCGCCACCACCACCAUGAUGCAUGGACUUUUAUAGAGAGGUUUGUAGCUCUUAAAAAUAAGUCUUACGCUUCUAUUCCUGGCUCCAUUUGUACCUCCAUCUCAGAAGAAUGGGAUCCUCCUCCAGCCGAAAAUGCCCCAAACGGUGGACUAAGCAAGAAGACUCGAUUCUCCACGAGCAGGUUGUGAAACGCUAUGGAACCGGGGAAGUCAAGGACUGGAGUCGAAUUGCUAAUCAACUCCCCGGGCGCACCAAUAAAGACUGUCGGAAACGCUGGAUUAACCAAGUAUGCGGGGGACUUCGCAAGGGUGCUUGGACAGCUGACGAAGACGCGCGCUUGCGCGAUGCCAUGUUGACUCAUGGGCAAAAAUGGACUCUCAUCGCCAGUGAGGUGGGCUCACGAUCGGCAGACCGUAAUGUGCCCCGUCCCCGGGGAGUAGACUUUGAAAGCUUACGAAUCAUAGAAUGUGCCAAGCGCUGGCAGCACAAUCUUGACCCAGAGUUAGAGAGGGGAAAUUGGACAUCAGAAGAGGAUGAGAAGUUGUUGGUGUAUGUCAAUGAGUACGGGAGAGAAUGGAAGAGAAUACAGGCAGCCCAUUUUGCCAAAAGGUCGAGAAACGAUCUGAAAAACAGGUACACCAUUCUAAUGCGAAGGGUUGAAAACCCUAUAGUCCCUUCAUCGCACUCACAUUCAGGGGCCGCUAUCUCGCCGAAUUCCCAAGCGAGUUCAUCAGCCAUGACUAGCAACAACACCGACGAUGAAGACUCCGAAGCCUCAGAUAUAGACAUGGAGGACAUGGAGGAUAUCUUCGACGCCGAAGCAGCUCUCGAAGCCCCUAGAAGUAUGCAGCAACAAUGGAGCAAACAGCUAUCAGACCAACCCAUAGACCCGGCAUUGGAUCAAGUCUCCACAAAUUUCUACCUUGACGACUCAUUUCUAACAGACAUCUUGGCCACGUCAGGCCCAAACGACCCGUUUCAGGGGCCCAACAUGGCCUAUGAAGGCCAGCCGACGAUCUACAGCUCGGCAAGCGGACCUGAUGAACAGGAAUGGAUGAAACUAAUGGGUGAGAGUCGCUCACCAGAACUAAUCAACAGAGACGCGAGCGCGAGUCUGCCGAGCCGGCUCCCAUCUCUCGAAGAGAUCGACGCGCUCUCCGAACCGAGUAUCGACCUCUUCGCCGGAAGUAAUAUCACCCAGGGCGGUGGUAGCGGUGAGUUCGGACUUCGCACGUCAUCGUCGACGUCGGUGGCGGAACCUUCGUCGUCGCCGGUGGCCAGCGUCGUGAUACGCGCCGACAGGUGUGAUUGGAAUACGUUGAAGUACCUCAUGGUUGUCACCAAACCGCUUAAAGAUCAGGUGCAAAUCGAGAUCCAACAUAGGGAAUGAGGGUGUUAUGUAGCAAUCAGCAAUUAUUUAGAAAGAAAAGAAAAAAAUAAGAAUAAUUAACUUAAGGGUUGAAGCAAAUAUAAGUGAAAGGUAGCUUAAGGCAUCUCAACCUAAUAAGAUAAAUACAGUUUAUACGUUAUUAGGGAAUAUAAAGUGGUCGACUCGCCUGGGGCUGCUUC